AUGCUCGCCGCAUCUCCCGCUCCGGCUGCCGCACUAGCGGGUGGCCUUCAGGCCGCCUGCCCGCCGCAGCAUGGGGGCGCGCGGGGAGGCGCGCGGGCAUGCACAGGCUGGUUGACGGGCGGAGAGCUGAGAGGCGCGCUCUCUCACAGCGCGGCCCAAAGCGGACUAUCCGCGCAUUCCUGUCGAAAAGCGCCUCGUGGAGCCGCGAGACGCGGCGCGCCUGUUGUUUGCUCCGCGGCUGCUAAGCCCGCUUUUGGGCGGCAGAUGCUGGUGAGGCGCAGGAGGGGGAGGGAGGGUCGGGGCCGGGGCCGGGGAAAAGGGGUUGAGGUCACCGGGGACACGCACGGAAGGGGACAGGAGAGGGAGCAGCAUAGGAGCAAGGGGAUGCGCCUGGUGAUGGUGCCGCCACACCCGCUGAUCAAGCACUGGAUCGCCAUCCUGCGCAACGCCACCUCGCCGCCCCCCAUCUUCCGUCAGUCCCCGCCGCUCCACCCCUGCUCAAUGCUGGUCAACGCUGAUCUCAUGUGCUCCUCUGCCUGCCCCUCUCUCUCCUCGCCUUCCCAUCCCCUUUACAACCCCCCCCUCCUCCCUGGUGGGCGGCAGCCCAUGAUUAACGGCGAGGUGGCCACGCCCUGUGGCGUAGCUGAGGUGGAGGCCGUUGACCCCUACAAGCCAAUCGCGAUCAUCCCGGUGCUGAGGGCGGGGGCGGUCAUGGCAGAGCAAAUGGGGCCAGUCAUCCCGCACACCAUCACCUACCACCUCGCCAACGCUCUACCUCAACAAGUCAGUGCCCUCUGCCCCACUCCACCCCCCCUCACCCCGCUCACUGCUGCCUGCACCGCUCUGCUUCUCUGCCAAUCAUUCCUGCCAAGCCACCCCACCCACCCCUUCAAUGCCCCGCUCACCUCGCCCAUUCUCGCUCGUCCCCUCCCCCAUGCAUGCACCAGGCUGCCCAAGUCGUUCAACCCCGAGGCGCGGAUCAUCAUCGUGGACGCCAUGCUCGCCACCGGUGGCACGAUGAUGGCAACGAUGGAGGAGGUGGUGGGGCGAGGAGCCAACCCCGACAACAUCCGCAUCAUAUCGGCCAUAGUGGCAUCGCCAGCACUCAAGCUCCUGAUAGUCGUUUCAAUGCACAUGUCUGCUCUGCACCCCUCUGCUCUGCACCCCUCUGCUCUGCACCCCUCUGCUCUGCACCCCUCUGCUCUGCACCCGCUGCGAGUGUACACGGGGAUGAUCGAUGCUGACGUCAACGACCAAGGGUUCAUUGUACCUGGACUAGGCGACGCCGGAGACAGGAGCUACGGCACCUUGUAG
Closterium sp. NIES-65 is the source of this 1314-nucleotide messenger RNA. The record is from the annotation of a GenBank genome assembly. Lineage: Eukaryota; Viridiplantae; Streptophyta; Zygnematophyceae; Desmidiales; Closteriaceae.